Nicotiana attenuata is the source of this 878-nucleotide messenger RNA. RefSeq names its product coatomer subunit zeta-1-like. Gene Ontology annotation, biological process: intra-Golgi vesicle-mediated transport; retrograde vesicle-mediated transport, Golgi to endoplasmic reticulum; intracellular protein transport. Gene Ontology annotation, cellular component: COPI vesicle coat. Bases 92 to 637 code for a protein of 181 amino acids. The transcript is spliced from 6 exons. NCBI's taxonomy places the organism in Eukaryota, Viridiplantae, Streptophyta, Magnoliopsida, Solanales, Solanaceae. The record is from RefSeq and is a predicted model, not a curated record.
ACCCCCAUAAGUUUCCAAAUCUGAAGCGAACAGCUACUCUAUCACUGCAAAUCGAAGAAAAAAUUUCCCAUAGGGAAUCGUUCUUUCAUCAAUGGCUCUGAACUAUGAUUCUUGUCCAGUAGUAAAGAACAUACUUCUUUUGGAUUCGGAAGGAAAGCGUGUAGCUGUUAAAUAUUACUCCGAUGAUUGGCCUACAAACAGCGCCAAGAUUGCCUUUGAAAAGUCCAUUUUUACCAAGACUCAAAAGACAAAUGCUCGCACCGAAGCUGAAAUAACAAUGUUAGAGAACAACAUUAUUGUUUAUAAGUUUGUGCAAGACCUCCACUUCUUUGUGACUGGAGGCGAUGAUGAAAAUGAACUAGUUCUAGCCACUGUUCUUCAGGGUUUCUUUGAUGCUGUUACCCUUCUCCUCAGGAAUAACGUUGAACAGAGGGAGGCACUUGAGAACUUAGAUCUCAUUCUUUUAUGCCUUGAUGAGAUUGUGGAUGGAGGGAUGGUUCUUGAAACUGAUGGUAAUAUUAUUGCUGGAAAAGUUUCCAGUCAUACUAUGGAUGAUGGAGCACCCUUGUCUGAACAGACGAUAACUCAAGCGUUGGCAACAGCACGCGAGCAUUUGACAAGAUCACUUCUCAGAUGAAUAAUAUCUAAGUCUGCCAGAGCGAUUAUUUUUGGCAUUAUUCUUUAUGAUUAUAUUUUUAGUCAUUUUUCUUUGGGAUGGUGAUGUUGCUCAUCUCUAGAGUCGUUCAAUUUUAUACCAUUUCAAAUGUUCUGCUGCUUAUUUUAUUUUUUUUGGUUUAUCUAUCUUGUAAGUGGAGCCCAGCUAUUAUGCAUUUUGGAUUAACAUACUAAUUUGUGUUUCUAUAAUCCCUUUCCUUUUU